CCGCAGCAGCUGUCACAUGACUGAAUCUUCUGCUCGUUACUUCCUGUUCCUUGGUUGUUUUUCCUGCAGGAGAAUAUAACGGAUUGACUAUCUCUCCAGCACCGUACCUUUUAUCCAGAAGCCUGCUAGUCAGGACUGGAGAGGAAUACAACUAUCAAGCUGGAUAUAUAUUGAUUAUUCAUUAGUUAUCCUAGCUGCAGAGAGAUGCCCAUCGGAGGGGCGGGUAGCUAGUUCACUAGAUUAAUAUACUACACCGCCCGCCCUUUUGAUUGAGAAAAUAAAACAAACGCAGUACUUUUUAUCUUUUAGCAAAGGCGUGAACAGCUGCUUUUUUCCGGUAACAUAAACAGAAAGCGGUGGCUACAUGACGUUAGCCAUCUUUUCCUAAACAACCAGUCAUCGACAUGUCAAAAUACACGAGCUUUCCAGAGCCGAUGGAAGACCACAACCCUUUUCAGGAUCCUGCAGUGACUCAACACAGCAGCAACACAGGAUAUGCCACACUGGAUCUUUACAACCCAUUCGAUAAUAAUACCAACGCGGCUGGGCCGCCACCACCAUAUGAAGCCACCUCUCCUUCUGCCCCACCUGUGCCUGCGCAAACCCCACCCAGCAGGACAACACCCACAGAGCCCCGCAACUAUGGCUCCUACACGAACCAGACUGCCGUGAAUGCAACCACAGCGGAGCUCCUAAGGAAGCAGGAGGAGCUGGAGAAGAAGGCCCGGGAGCUGGAGAGGAGAGAGAGGGAGCUGGAGUCACACAGCCUUGGACCUGGAGCCUCUCGUCAGAAUAACUGGCCCCCGCUGCCGGCAUUCUGCCCUGUAGGCCCCUGCUUUUACCAGGACAUCAAUGUGGAGAUCACGCAGCGCUUCCAGCGCACCGUCACCAUCAUGUACUACUUCUGGAUGUUCUGCACAUGCACUCUUCUCUUCAACCUGGUUUCCUCCUUGGCCAUGUUCUGCGUGGACCCCUCCGGCGGUGUAGGCCUUGGCCUCGCCAUCCUCUGGGCCCUCCUCUUCACCCCCUGCUCCUUCGUGUGCUGGUACAGACCUGUGUACAAAGCAUUCAGGAGUGACAGCUCCUUCAAUUUCUUUGUCUUCUUCUUCGUUUUCUUUGCCCAAGUGGUGACCUACGUCAUCAUGACUAUCGGUAUCCCUGGAUGGGGUUUCAGUGGAUGGAUCGUGAGCCUGGCUGCUCUGAAGACCAGCGUCCCUGUUGGUGCGAUCAUGAUGAUGAAUGCUGUUCUCUUCACUGCCCAAACUGCCAUGGGGGUUUUCAUGCUGAAGAAGGUGCACAGUCUGUACAGGCAGACCGACGCCAGCUUCCAGAAGGCCCAGGCUGAGUUUGCUACCGGAGUCAUGUCCAAUCAGGCCGUGCGCCAGGCCGCUGCUACUGCCGCAACUAGUGCCGCCACUACUGCUGCACAGGGGGCUUUCACCGCUCCUCGAUAGAGAGGAAGGAGAGGAGGAGGAGGAGGAGGAGGAGGAAGAGGGCCCUUUCAGCUGGAUAGAGGAUCAGUUUGGUAUCUAUUUCCCCACAAGUGAUUAGAAUUAAAUGGUGGGCGGGGGGGUGGGGGGGGCUUUAUAAUUACCCCUAAGCAUAGGAGCUCCAGGGCACAUGCAUGAGACAGAGGUAGGGUUGUCUAAUUCUAAAGGUGUACAGGACUAGUAAGCUAAGUCUCCGAACCAUGAGUGAAAAAUAACAGAAAGAUGAAGGUGAAAACAAAAGGGUGCUGAAGCUGUGUAAAAUUUUGUGCAGUUUGUGUCAGUGAAUGCAGGGAAAACACUUCUUUUUUUUUGUAUGAAAACAAAAGCUGUGUGCCAUGUGGGGGGCAGUUCUGGUUGGAUGUUCCCCAUUUUAACUAACUCGGUUGUAGAUUGUGUUAAUGAAGAGCCUUGUUUGAGACAAAGUCCAGAGCUGAGCACUGAAAUGCCGCCAUACUAACAUCCGAUCCUUACCUGAGCAGCUUCGCUUUUGUUUUGUUUUUUCACUGUAAAAACUAACGAGUUUGUUUUUGUUAUUAUUAUCAUUAUUGUUAUUUCUUAUGAGAAUGCCAACUUACAUUAUUGCCAAAACUCCUCAAACUGUAAAGAUUAUGAACAUGUGUUUGGGUUUUGAUGUAUCUGUCAUUGUUCUGUUGGUGUUGCUUGUGGUUCAUAUGAUUAUUACAGGUCACUGUCUUGGUUUUAAUAAAAAUAUAUUGUCAUGCAUA
This is a messenger RNA of Notolabrus celidotus (New Zealand spotty), 2215 nucleotides long. It is a transcript of the gene scamp3, whose product is annotated as secretory carrier membrane protein 3. The transcript has 9 exons. The record is from RefSeq and is a predicted model, not a curated record. Lineage: Eukaryota; Metazoa; Chordata; Actinopteri; Labriformes; Labridae. Gene Ontology annotation, cellular component: recycling endosome membrane; trans-Golgi network membrane. Gene Ontology annotation, biological process: protein transport. Bases 405 to 1454 code for a protein of 349 amino acids.